Brassica napus (rape) is the source of this 2994-nucleotide messenger RNA. RefSeq lists its product as uncharacterized. The record is from RefSeq and is a predicted model, not a curated record. The transcript has 2 exons. NCBI's taxonomy places the organism in Eukaryota, Viridiplantae, Streptophyta, Magnoliopsida, Brassicales, Brassicaceae. The coding region runs from base 554 to 2134 and encodes 526 amino acids.
AUUUUAGUCUUGAUUUUUUAUUCCAAAAAGAUUUUAAUGAAAUAUCAUGACAAUAUCCAGGAUUGCGACUCUAAUUUUAUAUCGAUGGCGAGUGCGAUUUUUUCGACAGUAUGAAGAUCGGUUCGAGUUUUGAGAUCAGGGGUAUAUGGGAAGUUUAUGAGGAGGGAUUUAGGGGGUUUGUGGUUCUACGGAGGAGAUCAGAUCGAAACCAUGGGGGGAAAGGGGUUUUUGGAUUUAAAAGUUUUGGAUUGGAUUGGAUUUUCCAGAUUGGAAAGAAGUUUGGUGUAUACGAAGAGGGUUUUCCUCGAUGGAUGGUAAUGGAGUUAUGGAGAUGGGAUCGAAAGGUCAAUCAAUGGUAUCAGGGUCCAGACAAGGAAGGUGAAGCUACUGUUAUUAUUCAAAGGGACCUGUAUAAUUGCUCAAGGGUCAGUGGCUGGUCAAGUCUGGUGGUAAGAAGGUUCAGGCCCCAAGCUUGGGCUUGAAGAUUUCGAUCCCAAAGUUCGAUAACUCCAAUCUCAUUGCGGAGUACUCAAAAACGGUGAUCGGGCGGUGUAUGAACCCAUCCAAGCAGGUGAUGAAGGCGUUGCUGUACCACCUCCCGAAGAUCUGGAAUGUGGAUGAGAGAGUGGCGGGAGCAGACUUGGGAAUGGGGCGUUUCCAGUUCGAUUUUGAUCAAGAGGAAGAUAUUGUGGAGGUGAUGAAAAACGAGCCUUUCCACUUUGAUAAUUGGAUGCUGUCUAUUGUCCGGUGGGAGCCGGUGGUGGAGGAGAACUAUCCAUCUAAAAUAACAUUCUGGGUACGUAUCAUGGGUGUACCUCUCCACUUUUGGGCUGCACCAACUUUCAAAAGUAUAGGGGAGGCCUUGGGAGUGGUUAGGGGAGAUGAAGAUGUUGACAUUGAUGAAGGAAAGGUUAGGGUAAUCAUUGAUGCUUUCAAGCCUCUGGUCUUCUCAGUCACGGCAGAGUUCCAUAGUGGUGAAGAAUCUAUCAUAGCUUUGCGAUAUGAGAAGCUACAUGGGCUUUGUCGAAUCUGCUCAAGCUUGAGGCAUGAUCAGACUAAAUGUCCAACGGUGAUGAAGAGUACAGAGGAGGAGAAGGCGGCACAGCCACCAAGGACAGAUCAGAAUCAGGACCCAUCCAUGUUAAGUUACAAGGGUGCAGUUGAAUCGCAAGGAAGAGUGUCUGGUGGGGCUGUUGAUGGUAACAACCGGAGAAAUGGUCAACAAGUUCCGCGAAACAAUGAGUAUAAAGGAAAAGGCAUUGCAUAUGAUAACAACAGCUAUGAUGGUUUCAAAAAGCCGGGCUUCAAGAGGUCUUAUGGAGAUCAAGAUGGGGCCCAGUCAAGGAAUAUGAGGCAGAGUGGGCGUCUUUCCCACACAGAGGCGCCAGCGGGAUAUGCUAUGGCUACUAGUGGUUUAAGUAAGCUUGACUCUCAAGAUGUGGGACAACACUUAGACCAUCAACAAAAUCUUAUGAUGGAUGCUUUUCGAAGUGGAAAGAGUGGUGAGAGGAACCAGUCUUCAGUUUCCAAGGCUCGUAAAGCUCUCACCUUUGAAGGAAACUCAUCGGGUAUGGCUUUGAAGGGGUUGGAAGGAGAGGAUGAUGCGAUCAUGGAAGAGGCUGAGACUAAGGGACUUGAGAAGACAACCCUUAUCCCUGACCCCCUUGAGGCGGCUGUUGUGGAGGCUAAAAUGGUUGGUGGUGACAUGGAACGUGAGGGAAAGGAGGAAGGGGAGAAGGAGGGCUUGAUUGAGGAGGUGGAGACUGAGGGGGUGGUGCUGGAGCUUACCGAGGAUGUGGCCUCUACUGAAGGAGUAGAAGAGGGGGGCGCUGAUCAGUUAGGAGACGUCAUCCCCACUGAAGAAGAUUUCGACGUGGAGGAAGAGAAUCAAUUGAUGGAGACAGAAUCUCAGGAGGUUAGAAUGGUUAAUGAGGGCAAAGAAUGUCCGGUUAAUAGGAAGAAGCUUGGGAAAACAAGUGGUGCUGUGAUGGAAGGCACGCUUAAGAAGCGACUGGUGCAGAGUAUCGUCUCUCCAAGGAAGAAACACACGGCUAAGCAGGGUAGUAAGAUGGGGGAGAAGGGCGCAUUACCCCCAAAGAAGGCUUCGGUUAAGCCAGAUCCUGAUCAGGAUUAAAGAGUUAUCAAGUUUUCUAAUAUUUAAUGAAUAAGUGUUGGGAAAGAUCUAGUUUUUUCUCUGGUUUUCGGUUGAUUUUGCUUUCAAUUUUUGUUAUGAGUUUCCUCUGAGGUUUUCAGGGUGUUGGAAUAAUAUAUUUGGAUUUUUUUCUUUGGUACUGACGUUGUAUGAGUAUGGGUGGUGGUUUGAGUUUGAGUUGUGUAGACUUGAGCUUUCUCGGGGGAUCUUAUAUCUCGUUGGGUAUGGGAGGUUUCUCUUUUAUAUGGCUAGGAGAUACAUUGUGUUUGGGUCCUUGUUUGUUGGGAUUAGAGGUUUUGGAACAAGUAAAGAGGAGUGUUUUAUUUGGAAAAGGCAUUUUGCCAUCACGGCUGAUAUGGAAGAUAUUGAGGAGAUACAAAUUUUACAAGAUUAUAUAGGACAGUGUGGGGAGUGUAAUGGUUUGCGUUGUAGAUUUAUGAUUAGUAAUGUUAUUGUGUUUGGAACAGGUACAUUGGCUUGUCGUUUGGUAUGUGUAACGCUGAGGUACUUUUUAACUUGGCAGGGGCUUGAUUUUUUGAGCAUGUUACUGGAGUGUGGUGUCUUGGUAUGUGGACUGAUCAACAUCGCUCUUUAUAUGAGAGUUGUGUGACUAUGGACUAGAAUACUGCUGGUAGGGAAUUUUUCACAUUUCGUGAGAGUCGGAGAGGGAUUUUGUUAGGAAAUGUAUUUAUAAGAGGUCAGGAAGAUAAGACGAGAUCCAUGGUCGCUACUUUUGGUUUUUGGGAAGUCAGGAAUGGAAAUGUUUACUCUAUUGGAUGGGGUUUUCCUCCAGUAAAGCCUGCGGAUGUUAAGAUGGUUAUACAAAGAGAAAUUUCUCAGGA